Messenger RNA from Manacus vitellinus (golden-collared manakin), 3801 nucleotides. It is a transcript of the gene GABRA3, whose product is annotated as gamma-aminobutyric acid type A receptor alpha3 subunit. Gene Ontology annotation, cellular component: dendrite membrane; postsynapse; neuron projection. The transcript has 9 exons. Gene Ontology annotation, molecular function: GABA-gated chloride ion channel activity; GABA-A receptor activity; inhibitory extracellular ligand-gated monoatomic ion channel activity. Bases 18 to 1433 code for a protein of 471 amino acids. The record is from RefSeq and is a predicted model, not a curated record. Lineage: Eukaryota; Metazoa; Chordata; Aves; Passeriformes; Pipridae. Gene Ontology annotation, biological process: signal transduction; synaptic transmission, GABAergic; nervous system process.
GGAGGCUCACUGGCACCAUGGCGCUGAGGCUCCCAGGGGCGGGGUCCUUCUCUCUCGUUGGAGUCCUAGUCCUGGUUCUGGCUCUCCCUGCUGAUGCUGGGCUCUCUCAGAAGCACGUUUCAGACGUCGUUGAUGACAGCAAAGAUAACAUCACCAUUUUCACCCGCAUCCUGGACAGGCUGUUGGAUGGCUACGACAACCGCCUGAGACCUGGACUUGGAGACAGUGUAACCGAAGUCAAGACAGACAUUUACGUGACAAGUUUCGGCCCUGUCUCGGACACAGACAUGGAAUACACCAUUGAUGUCUUUUUCCGGCAGUCCUGGAGAGAUGAAAGGCUGAAGUUUGAUGGUCCCAUGAAAAUACUUCCCCUGAACAACCUGCUGGCCAGUAAGAUCUGGACUCCUGACACCUUCUUCCACAACGGGAAGAAAUCUGUUGCCCACAACAUGACAACACCCAACAAGCUGCUGCGCCUGGUGGACAACGGCACCCUCCUGUACACCAUGAGGCUCACGAUCCACGCCGAGUGCCCCAUGCACCUCGAGGACUUCCCCAUGGACGUGCACGCCUGCCCGCUGAAAUUUGGGAGCUAUGCCUACACGAAGACAGAGGUGAUCUACACCUGGACACUGGGGAAGGAUAAAUCCGUGGAAGUGGCAAAGGGUGGAUCUCGCCUGAACCAGUAUGACCUGCUGGGCCACGUCGUUGGGACAGAGAUGGUUCGAUCCAGCACAGGGGAGUAUGUCGUCAUGACCACGCACUUCCACCUCAAGAGGAAGAUCGGCUACUUCGUGAUCCAGACCUACCUGCCCUGCAUUAUGACUGUCAUCCUGUCCCAGGUCUCCUUCUGGCUUAACAGGGAAUCAGUUCCUGCCCGGACGGUUUUUGGUGUCACCACCGUGCUCACCAUGACCACACUAAGCAUCAGCGCAAGAAACUCGUUACCCAAAGUGGCGUACGCGACGGCCAUGGACUGGUUCAUAGCCGUCUGUUAUGCCUUUGUGUUUUCUGCGCUGAUCGAAUUCGCCACCGUCAACUACUUCACCAAGCGCAGCUGGGCCUGGGAUGGCAAGAAGGUGCUGGAGGCCCAAGAGAUGAAGAAAAAAGAGCCGGUGGCACUAGCGAAGAAAACCAACAACACCUACAACAUUGUUGGCACCACCUAUGCCCUCAACAUUGCCAAGGACCCCGGCCUGCCCACCAUCUCCAAGAGUGCUGCUGCCACUGCUACUGCCACCAACGUGCCCCCGAAGAUGCCCCGCCUGGAGGAGAAGCUCCUGGAGAGUAAGAAGACGUACAACAGCGUCAGCAAGGUAGACAAGAUGUCCCGCAUCGUCUUUCCAGUCCUCUUUGCCAUUUUCAACUUAGUCUACUGGGCCACGUAUGUAAACCGGGAGUCAGCUAUCAAAGGGAUGAUCCCCAAACAAUAAAACCAGUCACACAAACCUUCCAUCAGUGAGCAUCAUCCAAGCAGGAAUUCUCCAGGGCUUUCUUCUUUUCUCGUUUUGUUUAAUUAUUAUUGUUCAUUUGGUAUUAUUAUUAUUAUUAUUAUUAUUAUUAUUAUUAUUCCUAUUAGAUCACUCUUUUAUAAUGUCAACAAAACUGUGAUUUUAAUUUAAUCUCUAUAUACUUUAGUUUCGUUUACUUUGCCUCUGAUGAUGGGAGUUUAAAAAAAAAAACAAACAACAAAGGGAUCAUAACAAGUUGUGCCUCUAACAUCGUAAGUCUGCUGUCCCCCAAGUCACCCUGUGCUUCCAUCUCUCCUCUGCCACCUCCUGUGGUCUCCACAGUCUUCAUGCCACUGCCAUUCCACAUUUCACUGCUGUCCCCAGGGGCUGCUGCUCUGGGCCAUCCCCCCCUCCUCUCCUGCCAUGGACUGCCCUAGCAUGGGGGAUGCUCCUGGUGGCCUGGGCUCCAGGAUGUGCCAUCACUUGGCUGGGCUCCUUUCAGGGCCUGGCACUUUGUGUGAGGUGACACACCUGGGCUGGGAAUGCAGGUGAGCUGGUCACCUGUGGGACCAGGGGAGCCCUGGGACAGGAGGGAGAGGUGUGGCAUGGGCCAGCUUGUAGCCCAGUGCCUGCUGGGGGCAAACCUAGCACUGCUGUGCUCCCUGGAGCCAUUGCAGGGGUGGAACAGGGUGGCAGCAUCUUGUAGGUGGUGGACAGGACUUCUUGCUCUCUGUCUUCACCAAACCCAGCUGCUGGUUUCCUCCAAGUCUCUCUCCAGACAGGAACAGGUGAGAAAGGUCCUGUCUGUCUGCCAUCCUGCACUCCUGGGGCAAUUCAGCUUAGCAGGUGGUGUGGUUCUUGCCAGAGAAAUAAUUUUUCUCAGGGUCAGUCAGGGAAUCAAGAGAGGAGCUUUACAAAGCCUUUGAGGUGAUAGUAGCUGUGAGGCUGCAUGAGUUCAGCAUCAGGACUGGAAACCAGAGAGUUCACAUUCAGGUGGGUGGUUUAUCGCUUUCUCUUGGCCCCAUCCACCUAUCCUUCUUGGCACCUCCUCUCUGUCCCAGCCCCUUCUUCCAGCUUCCCAUUCAUCUUCCUUUGGCUGUUCAGAGUCCUUGGUAGUAUCUCACUGCUCACACAUGGAUUUAGGCAGAGAAGCCCCUGCCUCUCAGGUAAGCCACACUGAUGGGGAGGAGCACAGCCCAGGGCAGUGGGAUCAUGGUGCAUCCCUGCUCCAGUGCACCAGUGGCAGCGAUGCUGGGUCACAUCUGCCACGUGCAGGGUCCCUGUGGGACCCACCCCAGGCCAUCCUGCAGCCUGUGGGGAUGAGACAGGGGGCAGGUGAUCCCCGGGAGUCUCCCUGCCCCUGUGAACUGGUGCACCUGAGGAUCCUCGUCACCAUGGGAGAACAGCAGAAGGGGCUCUUGGAGACAGCAUGGUGGUCCUGCUGUCCUGCAGAGCCACGUGAGCCAGGUGCCAUCCCACAAAGCCACUGAGGUAAGACCCAACUCCAACACCUGCACACUCCUCCAGGGAAAGCCCUCCAGCACCUCGGAGAGGGGCUUUUUCUCCCUUCCUGACCACCACAGUAAAGGUCUAAAACCAGUGGUUGUCCCUUUCCCAGAAGCAGCACAAGAUGGUGGCAUCCAAGCCAUCUGUCCCUGCUCCCUGGUGCCUGGACCCAUGGACACACUGUCCUGCUACAAGGAAGGACAUCCUGUGCCUGGUGGUGUAUCGUCCCCAGCCCGUGGGCAGCACUCAUCCUGCCAGCAGUCCUGCUCCUGCAGUGGGAUUCACCCCUUCUCUCUUUGGACUUCCCUCUGCCCCUCCAGUUGCCCCCCCAGAGCUGCUCCCAACACAUUUUGGGCACAUGCAGCCAGGCCAAAGCCCCAACACCCCCAAGGUGAUGCCUGCAGCUCUGCUUUGAGCCGCUGUGCCGGGCUCAGCUUCCCUCCUGUCUGUGCAGGAGCUGGGCUGAGCACAAGGCACAGGAUUUGCCCCACCUGGAAUAUCCAUGGAGGCGGCAGGAUGGAGUGAGGAAGGCCAGGGCACUUUGUCCUGCAGUGUGAGUGGCAUUGGUGCGUGUCCUGCCUGUCCUUUACCAAUCUCACUGGCUCAGCAGCAGUGCAGUCACUCCCCCUGCCCACAGCUGCAAUUUGGAGAGGAGUUCGGAGACAUUUAGCCCAGCCCCCGGUGUGGUGGGUCCACAAGCACCUCCACAGGCUAAUGCUGAGGAAACCAGCUCUCUCCCUGUCCUCCCUCACAGCAUCCACACCCCAAACCAUGACAUUUCCACAGUGCCUUUCAUCCCCAAAGGCUGCCCGCUGGGUGGGAAGCCCCAGGAACUCUCCCCAUU